This is a messenger RNA of Daldinia loculata, 1775 nucleotides long. RefSeq lists its product as uncharacterized. The transcript is spliced from 2 exons. Lineage: Eukaryota; Fungi; Ascomycota; Sordariomycetes; Xylariales; Hypoxylaceae. Bases 194 to 1183 code for a protein of 329 amino acids. The record is from RefSeq and is a predicted model, not a curated record.
UUUAUCCAAUUAAAUCAUGUAUAUUAUUUGAGCCUCAGCCACAUAUGCAAGGCUACCAAUAUCUAUAUCUAGAUCAUUAUCGAUAAAGGGAGUGAUCUCAUAACCACUGCGUCUUACAAUUUGAUUAUGUUUAGCUAAUAAUCCUCCCAAGGCACGAAUUCAUAUCGCGAAAUGCGUCACGAUCCAUCCCGCCAUGGCGCCCAUUCGCCGAUAUCUCCGCAUAACCAAAUACUCAGUCCUUGAAUGUCGCAUAUACCUUGAUAAUCCCGCACUCGUCCACACUUGGCUCCUUAACCCGAGGAGUCCCGUACUGCCAAGAGUCAUCGAGAGCGUGCGACCGCUUGUUUUACCUAAAUUACGUGAGGAGCGAGAACGAAGUCGAAAGCGAAGUACCAAGAAGAAGGGGAUCAAGGAUGUAGUGGUCGAAGAUGAUUUCGAGGUAUCCAUAUUCCUCACCGAGACAGCUACCCGCCACGCGCUCCUCACAAAACAUAAGCAUUUCCAUGACACCACGCAAACAAAGCUUACAUCGAACUCGGGUCGUCUGAUUGGUGAGGCGAACGAGGUACCUGUCGACGUCGAUGCUACAACAGAAUUUGGUCCACUCAUUAGACAUGAGGAGAGCGAUGAUGAAGAUGCUGCUGCUACCUUGGCCACGAUUCCGGCGGUAGACGAAACCGCAACGGGUACUAGCAGCGGCAGGCGACCCAAGCGCGGCCGUAGGAAUACAGGAACAGAAACAGACGCAGAUCGCGACGUAAAUGAUCAGCAAAUCAAUGAUGUGGAGAUUAUAUCUGAUAGCCAUGAUAGCCAAGACGGUGAGGACGACAGCCUAUUCGUCAAUGAUGAACCAAAUGACGACGCUAGCACGCGGCCGCCACCAGCCAAGAGACGCAGAGGGGGAGCAGCAGCGCCGGAGGGUGACAAUGCCGAAGACGACGAUGAUAAGAAAAAACUGGCUAUGGACAUCUCGUACGAUGGAUUUUCUAUUUACGGACGCGUGCUGUGCCUCGUCGUCAAGCGCCGCGAAGGUAACAUCGGCGCCGGCCCCCAACCUGCGGGACGCGGCAGGACGUCGGGUACGGGCGGAAGCCAUGCGACGAAACAUGGGGGCGGAGGCCAGGCCAUGAUGGAGAACUUCAUCAUAUCCACCCAAGUACCGGCGGGCGCAGACAUGUCGUGAACGGUGCCCGCAACGGAUUCGCGGCUGUCGCGGUAGCAUUCAUGCACGUCACCCUACACCCUAAUCCCAAAACUUGACCACGUGGGUUAUAGGAUCCAGUCGACCGCUGUAGUUUUAAUGAAUAUCUGCCAACACAUAUACGCAGUGGCUUACUAAUGCAUACGGUCGCAUGUAGUUCCAGAGCGAUCUAUUCGAUACCUAUAUAAUGUCAUCUUGGAGAUGGCAGAUCGCUCGAUGCGGUGUGUAUGUGGGCUUGAAACAGAGGCUGUGGAAAUCAUCCAUUGAUUGCCGGUCCUCAGAAAAAAACAAACUCAGAUCCUUCUGCAGUGCAACACGAGCAAGGCAUGCACAAUGUAUUCUACCAUGGUAUCCGCAAGGUGGUAUUCAUCAUCUUAGGUCUCUAGAAAGAAGCAUGAAGACCUCAUAGAUUUCACACGUUGCCUCUAUGUAAAUACCUCUUUCUGCCACGUAGUAUAUGCAAGACUACACCAGCCCCUUUUAUAAGAUAGACUAAGCAAUCAAGACGCCGAUUUGAGAACUACGCAGUUUGAUGCAGAAUAGUAUGCAGAUAGCUUAUAAUGCUAAACCACAC